AUGUCGUACCUGGCAGAAACUGAAGAGGUUGGAGGGAAUGAAGGAAAAGCAUUUAGUUUUGAAGGCAGUAAAUCUGGAAGCAUCUUGAGAAAGAUCCAUGUUUGGGUCAGUGACAGGAAGGUGAAAGGCAUUAAGGUGUGGCUUACUAAUGGAAAGCCAAAACAGUUUGGUGAGUCUAGUGGGCGUCGGUCUAAGUUUACAUUUAAAGAUGGAGAGCAUUUCACCUCCCUUUCACUUUGGCCAGAUAACGAUAAAAAACGUCUGGGUGGAAUCAAAUUCCAGACAAAUCUCCCCCGCGAGUUCUAUGCAGGAAUGAAAAUCAAGCAACCAGAACCAGAAGGUGAAGUUGAUGUGGAUGUGGCUUCUGGGGUCUGUUUGGGAAUCAAAGGAAAAGAAGAUAAACUUUUAUUUUCCUUAGGCUUUAUGUUCAUCGACAACAUCAAGUCUGCUGAGCUUUCCACUGUUGUGUAUAACACCAAAGCUUUGGGUAUGAAACCCAAAGUGUCUGAAGAAGUAAUUAAAUCCAUUUCCUACAAGAACAACACUUCUGAAGCUCAAGACUACACAAUUGAGACCUCCAAAACAAUCAUACAAAAAUCCUCCUGGUCUGUUAAUGUCAGAUUAGAAUUAUCAGUCAACCUGAACAUAGAAGCAGAAAUUCCAAUGCUUGUGAAAGGCAGUGGUGGAUUUGAAUUUAAAGUUGGAGUUGAGGGUUCAUAUGCUUCAGAGACCACUAAAGAGAAAACAGAGAGAAUCUCAUUUCCUCUUAAAGUUCCUAAACAUAAAACCGUGAAUGUGAGCAUAAUAAUUAGUGAAGCUAAAGUCAAUCUCCCAUUUACUGGCAUCAUCAAGAUUACCUGCUGUAAUGAUGAAGUGCUGGAGCUUAAAACCAGUGGAAUCUACAAGGGUGUCGCUUACUCUGAUGUACAAGUGGCUGUUAAUGAAAAAUAAAAAGAUUUUAGCAGUCUAACAAGCUUUAAAUUACAUUCUAUAAAUAUUUCAACCACAAAAUGUUAACCACAUGUCUACUUAAAUCUGAUCAUGUUUAAUCCUCAAUGUUAGAGAUGCAUGAAAAAUAUAUUGUGCAUUAUAUAUCACUGUACUCAGUAUCUCAAGGUCUUGCUGACUAGAUGUUUGUGUGUGUGUGUUAGGUGGUUACACUACUUCAGCAUAUUUAAAAUUAUUAAUGUAAAUUUUUGAAAACUUUGUCUACUUUGACUAUGAAGUGUAACACAGUGUUCCACACCAUACUUAUGUCAAUAUCAGUGACAAAUAUUACUAGAGAAAACUUAUCCAUUUCUCCGAGUUCUCUGUAUUUCUUUCUACAAUGUGUGUACUCAUAUUUGUAAUCAGCGGUGACUUCUACAAUAUUGCAUGUUAACGUGUAUCCUGUAUGGGGUGGGAUGGGAGAUUUUAUUUUAUUUUUUCUUAAAAUCUGUAAAAUCUGUAAACCAGUGAAAACAGUGAUUUGAUUUAUUCCACUAGUCUAAUCCAGUAGUUGGAAACCCACAUUUUUGAUUAAUAAAACAUUCUUUACAAAACA
This is a messenger RNA of Tachysurus vachellii, 1543 nucleotides long. RefSeq names its product aerolysin-like protein. NCBI's taxonomy places the organism in Eukaryota, Metazoa, Chordata, Actinopteri, Siluriformes, Bagridae. The record is from RefSeq and is a predicted model, not a curated record. The coding region runs from base 1 to 951 and encodes 316 amino acids. The transcript has a single exon.